UUGAAUGAUGCCGUGCUCGAUUACUCCUGUCUGACUCGGAAUCGGUGAUCAACUCGUCUGUCCUGUCAGCACGUGUGAUUUCAGAGCAGCGGUGUUUUUAUGGAUCCUGUGUGUUUUGAACUAUGGAAAGUGUGGUGCAAUCCCGAAUCCCAUCUGAGCAAAGCGAUAUUUUGGGAGUUGAGUCUCAACAUGGAACGGCUGCGGAUGCUUUGACCAAAGCAUUCCUAAAGAAUAGCCUUCCCCAAAUGAAGGAUGGACACAUUGAGGAAAUGAUGUUGCACAAGGCAGUGGUACUGGAAUAUAAAAGACCGACGAAGAAGAAGGGAAAGACAAGAAAGGCCAAGGGACUGAAUGCCAAAGAAAGAAGACAGCUUAAAAUAUUCCAGCUCAAACCUGAACAUCAAAAGUAUGAACUCUUCUUGCCUCUGCAUGAGCUAUGGAAACAGUACAUUGUGGAUCUAUGUAAUGGAUUGAAACCAGGAAGCAACCCACAGAUGAUCCAGCAGAAGUUCUUGAAAGCUGAUUUCCAUGGUGCUGUCUUAACAGUUGUCCGAUCAAAAUGCCCCUCAUAUGUGGGUCUAACUGGCAUCUUGGUACAGGAACUGAAGCACGUCUUCAAAAUCAUUACAAAAGAGGACAAACUAAAAGUUAUACCGAAGAGGAAUAGUGUGUUCAGUGUGGAGAUCGGUGAUUUCGUAACGCACAUCUAUGGCAGCAAGUUUGAACUGCGCUCUAGUGAGCGGUCGGCAAAGAAAUUCAAAGUAAAAGGAACUAUUGACUUGUAAUGGGAAGUUUUAAACAUCAUGUCAGCUUUAACUGUUGGCUCAUACUGGGGAAUUAAGAGACAACAUUUAAUCAUUAUGGAUUUCUUAGCUGCUUCCUCUUUAUUUAUUUUUUUAUGCUUUAAAUCUGACCUGGCUUGAAACUACAGUAUAUUGGGCAUUUAGGAAAAGUAGUAGUUUUUGAUUGUCCACCAGGAGGAGCCCUUUUUGGAAGAGAAGAGAGGAAGAAUGAAGAAUUUUAACCUCCUCAGUUCUCUCUCUCUCUCUCUCUCGCUCUCUCUCUCUCAUCCCUGGUUCCUGUCACUUCAUUUUUAUACAAGGUUCCCACAAACUCUUUAUUUAUGACCUUAGUAUAUCCUCAAAGGUAGUCAGCACUGCUAAUGCUAAAAAUAAAAAAUACUACCAAUAAAUAUCAUACUUCCCUAAGAACAUCUUAAAAAAUCUUUUGUUAAUGUUGUGUUACACGGUAUGAUAGCAGAUCCACAAUAAUACAAUAGUACAAUCAUUUAAGCCAAGUACUGUUAAAAGCAGUGUUUUCAGACUUGUACUUGAACAAGCACCACUUCAGAUCUCCAGUUCAAACGGCACUAAGUAAAAUUGGAACAAGUUAUGUUGUUUUGUUUCACUGAAGUAUAUGUUGUGAUAUUUGCCUGCUUACAAAACAAGGAUUUUUUUUUCCCACCGUGAAACAGGGCCUGAUACUUAGUCAAGGUUUUUUCCUUGUUGGGUGACUCAUAAACGCCUCUUCCUGUAAUGGCAGGGAAAUCCAUCCUUCCUAUACAAGACACAGAACAGGUUUUCUAAUGAAAUAUGUAAGAGUUUCUGUUUAUUGCUUAGUGCUAAAUAUCAAAUAAUGUCGAUUUUUUUAAUUUUUUUAUUCUGAGAGCAUAGUACAUAUUUUGAACAGUUUGAGUUAAAGGAAGCUGAGAAACAUUGACUGCUUAUGUACUGAAAUAUGACAACCAUGGAUGUUACCAUUCUUGCAGUUAAACAUAAAGUCUAUUCAUCAUUCUGCUGCGCAAUGUCUUUUAUGAGAAAAGAGGUGCCUUACAUUUAUAUGUUGUCUCCUCUGAAAUCACUGUGUCAGUGUUGCAUCAUAUGGAUCCUCCAUAUACUUCCUCUAAAUCACUUUUUUUAUUUCUACAAGAAACAUUAUAGCCUAUUAACUGUCACACAUAAAGUUUCAGAUUGUGCUGUGCAUUAAACGGAUAGACCUUGCUCAUAAAACAAGCCUGUUGUUUACAGUCACUUUGCAGAAAUGUCUGUCCAAAAACUCGUUUGGCUGGUUUCGGCAUCCGACUGGUUUAAGGGUCAAAGUUCUGUUGUUGUUUUGACUCUAUUGCUUAGAAAAUCAGAUAAUAGAGUUCUCUGCUAUCUAAUCCGAUACUGUUUAUCAGAGAAACAACAAAUAUAGACUUAAUUGUUCACUUCACGUCAUUCGAGGUGUGUAUGAAUAAAAAAAAAAAAUCAUCAUAUAGUUAUUUGAAAAAGAC
Sinocyclocheilus grahami is the source of this 2275-nucleotide messenger RNA. Its product is annotated as ribonuclease P protein subunit p29-like. NCBI's taxonomy places the organism in Eukaryota, Metazoa, Chordata, Actinopteri, Cypriniformes, Cyprinidae. Gene Ontology annotation, cellular component: ribonuclease MRP complex; ribonuclease P complex. The record is from RefSeq and is a predicted model, not a curated record. The transcript has 7 exons. Gene Ontology annotation, biological process: rRNA processing; tRNA 5'-leader removal. Gene Ontology annotation, molecular function: ribonuclease P RNA binding. Bases 123 to 785 code for a protein of 220 amino acids.